This is a messenger RNA of Ananas comosus (pineapple), 2273 nucleotides long. RefSeq names its product pescadillo homolog. Gene Ontology annotation, molecular function: RNA binding. The coding region runs from base 110 to 1912 and encodes 600 amino acids. The record is from RefSeq and is a predicted model, not a curated record. Gene Ontology annotation, cellular component: PeBoW complex; nucleolus. NCBI's taxonomy places the organism in Eukaryota, Viridiplantae, Streptophyta, Magnoliopsida, Poales, Bromeliaceae. Gene Ontology annotation, biological process: maturation of LSU-rRNA from tricistronic rRNA transcript (SSU-rRNA, 5.8S rRNA, LSU-rRNA); ribosome biogenesis. The transcript has 14 exons.
CCCUAAAACCCUUUCCCCGCCGCCUCUCUCUCUCUCUCUCUCUCUCUCUUCUCUUCUCCUCUCUCCACGCCUCUCCUCUUUUUCGCAUCCCCUUCUCGAUUGCGCGAAGAUGCCGAAGCAUUACAGGCCCCCGGGCAAGAAGAAGGAGGGGAACGCUGCCAAGUACAUCACGAGGACGAAGGCGGUGCGAUAUCUCCAGAUCAGCCUCCAGGCUUUCAGGAAGCUAUGCAUCCUCAAGGGGAUCUUCCCACGGGAGCCGAAGAAGAAGGUCGAAGGGAAUAACAAGACAUAUUACCUCAUGAAGGAUAUCCAGUUUCUUGCUCAUGAGCCUCUGCGUCAGAAGUUUUGGGAUAUGAGGGCUCACGAUAGAAAGAUAAGGAAGGCUGAAGCAAGGAGGAACAGGGAUCUUGCAGACAGGCUGGUAAAUCGCCGGCCAAGUUACAAGCUUGAUAGGCUUAUCCUAGAAAGGUACCCAACUUUUAUUGAUGCACUGCGGGACUUGGAUGAUUGCCUCACGAUGGUUCAUCUAUUUGCAGCAUUGCCUGCUGCUGAACGUGAACACAUUCAAGUGGGGCGUAUCCACAACUGUAUGAGGUUAAGCAAGGAAUGGCAAGCCUAUAUUGCUAGAACCCAUAGCCUUCGAAAGACGUUUGUAUCUGUGAAAGGCAUAUAUUAUCAGGCUGAGGUUGAGGGUCAAAAGAUCACAUGGUUGACGCCACAUCCACUGCAACAAGUACUUCCGGAUGAUGUUGACUUCAGAGUCAUGCUCACGUUUCUUGAGUUCUAUGAGGCUCUUCUAGGUUUCGUGAACUUCAAGCUUUAUCAUUCUAUAAAUGUGAAAUAUCCUCCUAUUCUGGAUCCUCGGCUUGAAGCUUUAGCAGCUGAGCUUUAUGGUUUAUUUCGAUACAUAUCUGCUAGCUCUGGAAGAAUGUCUGCGGAUUCUCAUGCCAUCGUAUCUAGUGGAGACAAGAAACAAGUUGAGGAUGACAAAAUGGACACAGGGAAUGAUGAAUCUGAGUUUGCUGAGCUCCAGCAUCAGGUUCCGGCUAACGAACCGGGUGCCUUAAUGCAUCUCGUGGAGGAUGCUACUGCAGCAGAUGAAGAGGAUGAGGAUACAAAGGAGUGCAAAAAUCUUUUCAAAAAUUUGAAGUUCUUCUUAGGUCGUGAGGCUCCCAAAGACUCGCUCUUAUUUAUAAUUCCUGCUUUUGGAGGAGUGGUUUCUUGGGAGGGGGAGGGAUCUCCGUAUGAAGAGGCAGAUGAAGACAUCACUCAUCAGAUUGUCGACAGGGCAACACAAGGCCAUAUUUUUCUUUCUAGAGAAUAUGUUCAACCACAAUGGGUGUAUGAUUGCGUAAAUGCCCGGAUCAUUUUACCGACAGAGGGAUAUUUGGUUGGAAGGGUUCCUCCACCACAUUUAUCUCCUUUUGUUGAUAAUGAGACUGAGGGCUAUGUUCCUGAAUACGCAGAGACAAUAAAGAGACUCCAAGCUGCUGCUAGAAAUCAAGUUUUACCAAUGCCAGGUGUUGAUAACCAAGAUUUAGACAACCCUCAGAAUCUUUUGGCUGAAGGAAUUAUUGAUCGAGCCCAAGCUAAUGAAGCUGCUGAGAAGCAGCGAAAGUUGGCGAUUCUUGAGAAGCAGUACCAUGAUGAGUUGAAGAUGGAAGUUGAAGGAACUUCUUAUUCUUCUUUGUCAAGCAAGAACUUGGAGAAGCCAUCUGAAGAUGUGGAGGAAGAUACUACUGCGGAUACGGAUAACAUUGAAGAGCAUGCUCUUAACCUUGCGAAGGUUUCUAUGUCACGUAAAAAGAGGGGCAUUUUGGAGGCUAUUCAGAUCCACAAGGAAAGAAAGAAAGCGAAGGUUGAUAUUCUCAAAGAAAGGAAAAGAAAAGCAAAUUCUCGCAAAAGCGGGUAACUGUGGAAAAGCCUGGUCGGUCUCGAGCUAAGUGAUGUAACUUAUCAACACGGUUUCAUCCAAAAUUUAUUCAGAGUUUAUCGAAUCCGAUAACCUUGCUGUUUCGACAAAAUUUUGACGGUAAUACUAAGAUCUUAUUAAGCAAGGAAAUUUGGGUAUACUGUGUACUGUACAUUCAUAGAUUGCUGGAGCUUUGUGCCUCAGCAGGAGGGCACUAUGUAGUGUGCCUGGGGCUUCCGCCGCCAUGGGGAUCGAAAAUUCGAACUUAUUUUUGGUUGCAAUGCACCUGACUAGGGUCUCUGUGUGGGUGAGUCGGCUUGCGAGUUAUAAUCAUUUUAAAUUUUAGCUACUUACUGGACAU